GGUGCGGCGGGCCGGGGCGCAGGGGGGGUCCCGGCCUUGUCUUGUAAAUGCCCCCUCCAGGCAGGGCGGCUGCUGAGCCGAUUUAAACCCCCGCACCUGGGCCCGCCUCCGUUCCUGAGCUGCUUCCCGCGGCCGGAGGCGACCCCGGCCGCCUUCCCUCGUGUCAUGGCCCCCAAGCGCCAGGCCGCGCUCACCCCGCCGACCAAGAAGGCCCGACCGCCUCCGGGCCCCAAAUCCGAGGCAGCGUCGGCCGCGCCGGGCCUGCCCAAGGGAGAAAAAGAACAACAAGAAGCAAUUGAACACAUUGACGAAGUACAAAAUGAAAUAGACAGACUUAAUGAACAAGCCAGUGAGGAGAUAUUGAAAGUAGAACAGAAAUAUAACAAACUCCGCCAACCAUUUUUUCAGAAGAGGUCAGAAUUGAUCGCCAAAAUCCCAAAUUUUUGGGUAACAACAUUUGUUAACCAUCCACAAGAGGAUUUGACGAAACGUUCAAGUCAAACACAGAAUAAAGCCAGUAGGAAGAGGCAGCAUGAAGAGCCUGAGAGCUUCUUUACCUGGUUUACUGACCAUUCUGACGCGGGUGCAGAUGAGUUAGGAGAGGUCAUCAAAGACGAUAUCUGGCCAAACCCAUUGCAGUACUAUUUGGUUCCUGAUAUGGAUGACGAGGAAGGGGAGGGAGAAGAAGAUGAUGAUGAUGAUGAAGAAGAAGAAGGAUUGGAAGACAUUGAUGAAGAAGGGGAUGAGGAUGAAGGUGAAGAGGAUGAAGAUGAUGAUGAAGGGGAGGAAGGAGAGGAGGAUGAAGGAGAAGAUGACUAAUUGAAUACUGAUGGAUUCCAACCUUCUUGUUUUUCCUUUUUUUUUUUUUUUUUUUUUUUAAAUUUUCUCCAGUCCCUGGGAGCAAGUUGCAGUCUUUUUUUCCCCCCUCUUGUGCUCAGUCGCCCUGUUCUUGAGGUCUCUCUUCUCAAACACCAUGGUUCUCGACUUACUUUGUGGGGAGAAACCUUGAGCAGAAUGCAGUGGGAAAAGGAUCUCUACAACCUUCUGUUCUAAAUUCAUUUUGAUCCCUCCUGUCUCCACACAAACUUUUUGGAAUCAGCACCACCGUGCUCUGUGGGAAAAAAGAAAACUCUCCGCUCCCUUCACUCUGCUGGAAGCUGGAGGGUGCUCGGCCCCUGUGUAGUAGUGCAUAGAAUUCUAGCUUUUUUCCUCCUUUCUCUGUAUAUUGGGCUCAGAGAUUACACUGUGUCUCUAUGUGAAUAUGGACAGUUAGCAUUUACCAACAUGUACCUGUCUACUUUCUCUUGUUUAAAAAAAGAUAAAAAAAAAACUUAAAAAAAUGGGGUAUAGAAGGUCAGCAAAGGGUGGGUUUGAGAUGUUUGGGUGGGUUAAGCGGGCAUUUGACAACAUGGCUUCUCCUUUGGCAUGUUUAAUUGUGAUGUUAACAGACAUCCUUGCAGUUUAAGAUGACACUUUUAAAAUAAAAUUCUCUCCUAAUGAUGACUUGAGCCCUGCCACUCGAUGGGAGAAUCAGCAGAACCUGUAGGGUCUUAUUUGGAAUUGACAUUCUCUAUUGUAAUUUUGUUGGUUUAUUUUAAAAUUUUUUUGUUUUCACUGGAAAGGAAAAGGUGAUGCGCAGUUUUAAACGUUCAAAGUGUACAAGUUGCUUUGUUACAAUAAAACUACAUGUGUACACAAAGGGUUGGAUGUUUUCUCUCAGAAUGGGUGUACCACAGGGCCUCCCAAGUUUGACUUGUAAAAGCCCCGUUGUCAGACUUUGUUACCUAACUCCGUAUUUUUUGAUAUACGCACUUUGCAGGACGACCUCAGGGCUAUGUAGAUGGAGUUAAAGGGAUUUGAAUCAAUGUCUUAAUGUCUCCACAGCUGGGAAACGGUACAGUUUGCCAGUGAUUUCUGAUUUGAAGUACCAGAAUCCGAGCUGAGUUCAGGUUGUACUCUUCUUAACCUUCAAUUGGCAGCUUUUAAAAUGGCCCUCUGUGUACCCAGAAGUAGUAGGCACAUGCUCUGCCAUCCUCACGCAGGCCUGGUGCUCCGGUGCCUCUCUUGCCUGUGGGGCAGCUGCUGGCGUGUGUGUUGGGGCCGCAGCAGCGUCCAGCCACAGAAGGGGCGCUCCAAGGGUCAGGAGCGCUUUUGUCUCCGGAGCCCCGGGGGUCCAGGAGGAAAUGGAGAUGCCACUGUGAAUCUGGGUAGGACGGGACGGCAGACUGCCCAAAGCCACCGGGCAGAGUAAUGUUUUGAGAGGCUUCCUAAUGCGUAAGCUUUUCACUGCUGUAAAAUAGAGCUGAAAUUAAGUGCCAUUUUUUCAGAGGUGAAUUAAUGGACAGCCUAGUCAAAUUCAAAGCUUUUUGAUGUGUAAAACUUUAUAAAUUGAAUUCCAUCAAUAGGCAAAGUGUAACCCUAACCUGUCUAGAUGGAUAGUGUGUGAUUUCUGCACAGGUCUCUGUUUUAGUGAAUUCAUCACUGUAUACUGGUCAGGAAUCUUGCUCCAAUAAAGGAACAUAAAGUUUUU
This is a messenger RNA of Chinchilla lanigera (long-tailed chinchilla), 2530 nucleotides long. RefSeq names its product SET nuclear proto-oncogene (gene Set). The record is from RefSeq and is a predicted model, not a curated record. Gene Ontology annotation, cellular component: nucleus; chromatin. Gene Ontology annotation, biological process: nucleosome assembly. Gene Ontology annotation, molecular function: histone binding; chromatin binding. NCBI's taxonomy places the organism in Eukaryota, Metazoa, Chordata, Mammalia, Rodentia, Chinchillidae.